This is a messenger RNA of Myotis daubentonii (Daubenton's bat), 1499 nucleotides long. It is a transcript of the gene CDC42EP3, whose product is annotated as CDC42 effector protein 3. Gene Ontology annotation, cellular component: cytoskeleton; cytoplasm; plasma membrane. Gene Ontology annotation, biological process: positive regulation of actin filament polymerization; positive regulation of pseudopodium assembly; Rho protein signal transduction. The record is from RefSeq and is a predicted model, not a curated record. NCBI's taxonomy places the organism in Eukaryota, Metazoa, Chordata, Mammalia, Chiroptera, Vespertilionidae. Gene Ontology annotation, molecular function: small GTPase binding.
CCCUUCGCAGGCUCAGUCCCGGAGUCCGGCCGCCGCGCGCUCAGUCUCGCUCGCACCUUCACCCUCCCGUGUGGCAGCCGCGGGCGGCCGUUGGGUGGCGGGUCCGAGCAGCUGGCGAUCCUGGAGACCAGCGGCCUCGGGCGCCUGAUCAUUGUCGGGAGCGGAUAAUGCGGUGACAAGGCGCCGCGCCAGCCCACUCGCCGGAUCUGCGCGUAGCCGGCAGGGACUGCGUGCGCCUUCGGAGGCGUCGGUGCAAGGCGUCUGGUCCCGGUCGGCGGCUGCGAUCCUCGGGGGCUGCUGGCUUCCAUGUUGCGGAAGGGCUUGGAGGUCGGGACCGGCGCUCCAGAGAGCCCCACUUGGCUGUAGCUCCAGCAAGGUCUCUUCCACCUCCGUCCCCUCUCGCGGCCCCUGCCGAAGCCACUGGAGGAAAAUGGUGUGACAGUUUCCCAUCACGCAGGAUUGUCGGGCACACAGAACCCCCGUGAAGAAAGUGGCCCUUUUCCCCGUUCGCAGGAGAGACCUUCUCAAAUUCCAAAAUGCCAGCCAAGACCCCCAUUUACCUGAAGGCGGCCAACAACAAGAAAGGAAAGAAAUUUAAACUGAGGGACAUUCUGUCUCCUGAUAUGAUCAGCCCUCCCCUCGGAGACUUUCGCCACACCAUUCACAUCGGCAAGGAGGGCCAGCACGACGUCUUCGGAGAUAUUUCCUUUCUCCAAGGGAACUACGAGCUUUUGCCUGGAAACCAGGAGAAAGCGCCCCUGGGCCCGUUCCCGGGGCACAGCGAGUUCUUCCGGGCCAACAGCACCUCCGACUCCAUGUUCACAGAAACGCCCUCCCCUGUGCUCAAGAACGCCAUCUCCCUCCCGACCAUCGGAGGGUCCCAAGCGCUCAUGUUGCCCCUGCUGUCCCCGGUGACAUUUAAUUCCAAACAGGAGUCCUUCGGGCCGGCCAAGCUGCCCAGGCUCCACUGCGAGCCCGUGGCGGAGGAAAAGGCCCCGGAGAAAAGCCGUCUGUUGGAGAACGGGACGGCCCACCAGGGGGAUGUCUCCUGGGGCUCCAGCGGGUCCGCGUCCGUCUCGCAGUCCAGCCAGGGCAGGGACAGCCACUCCUCCAGCCUCUCCGAACAGUACCCCGACUGGCCGGCCGAGGACAUGUUUGACCAUCCCGCCCCGAGCCAGCUGGUCAAGGAAAAGACUAAGUCAGAGGAGUCCCUCUCGGAUCUCACGGGCUCCCUCCUCUCCCUGCAGCUCGAUCUCGGGCCCUCGUUUUUGGAUGAGGUGCUAAAUGUCAUGGACAAAAAUAAGUAGCAGGACACCACCUCCAGCGAUGCCUUUGGGAUGAAAGGUAUCAAAAAACAACCACCAACCACAGUCGAGAAGAGCUUCACUGGCUAUAUUUGCAAGUGACGUGAUGGGUUUUCUAAGAUAAUGUUCCUACAGAGUAUUUUUUUACUUGUUAGGCCUUGUUUGCAAAAACAGUUUAAAAAAAAAGAAAGAAAA